Molecule: messenger RNA, 2019 nt
Organism: Penicillium concentricum
Lineage: Eukaryota; Fungi; Ascomycota; Eurotiomycetes; Eurotiales; Aspergillaceae
Gene: mdv1
Exons: 4
Coding region: 1-2019 (672 amino acids)
Biological process (GO): protein polyubiquitination
Cellular component (GO): SCF ubiquitin ligase complex
Molecular function (GO): ubiquitin-like ligase-substrate adaptor activity; protein binding
Source: RefSeq, a predicted model, not a curated record
AUGGAGAACCAGCGCCGCGACGACUCGCCGUCGGGUCUGUCAGAUAUCGUCGAGGGCGAUGGCCUUCUGGGCACCGGCUUAACGUCUCGUCACCUCGAAGCAUUCGGACGAAAAGUCACAACAACCGCAGGACACCUGAUGGGACCUGGCGAACAGCAUACUGCCCACUUGAACCAUGCUAUGACCGACAUCCACCGCGAGCUGCGGCGACCGGCCACGCAGCGCAAGGUGUUUUCCCUUACACAAACAACACCAACCGACCUUGUCCGUUCAAAGCUUUAUACUUCCGAGAUUCAGUCCCGUGCCCUCUCAUCCCUCCCGGAUGACCUUCUCGCCAACAUCCCGGAAGACAACAGCUCCUACUCCCUUUUCCAAGGCUUCCAGGCCUCCGUUCCUGAUGAGCAACACGAGAAGAAGCGACACCGAAGGCGCAGCUCUAAGGGGAAACUUCUCAAGGAUGUUGAGAGAGGUGGCUCCUUGACUGCCGGCCCGGCUGGGUUGAAAGACCAGCGGAAAUCGCUGAGUCGCAAAUUAGAGUUGAUGGGAAUCCGGAAGAAUAUGUGCAGUGCGGAGAUCCAUGAAAUAGAUAACAAGGUCGCCAACUUGCACAAAAUCCGCAAGAUUGUUCUCGAUCGAUUGGCCGGCUUGGAAAUGGACGAAGCGGGAUUGGAGCAAGAACUGACGGAGCUCGAUAAUAAACUGGAAGAUUUCCCAGAAGAGGAAGAAUCACAGGAAACACCGGUUGCGACGCCGCGGUCAGAUGGCCAGGAUUCCGUUGAAUCGUCGGGAGAUCCAGCGAUGGACGCUUCGUUCAUGUCAGAAUCGAUUUAUGAGAAGCUCCCCUCACCUUCAUCAAAAAGUCUACGACAUCGAUCUAAUCGUAUGGAGUCCUCCGAUCUGGUACGCGAAUCACAACUGACAGCAGAUUUAGGGAAACGAUCGAUGCCGAUUCUACACGAACACUUCGCCCCGGGGUCUUUAAUCAAGGAAAUAGAAGCGCACACCGACAUGGUCACGGCCAUGGACUUUGACUAUCCAUUUGGUACUAUGGUCAGCGCUGCACUAGAUGAUACCGUGAGAGUUUGGGACAUGAAUGUCGGCCGAUGCUCCGGUUUCUUGGAGGGACACAAUGCCUCGGUUCGCUGCCUGCAAGUACAAGAUAACAUUGUGGCCACGGGCUCCAUGGAUGCAUCUGUCAAGCUGUGGGACCUGAGCCGUGCUCGGCCCAUCACCCGGGAUGGGCGCCUCAACAAGCACGAGCGUGACCAAGAAGAGGGAGCCAUAGAGCACAACUUCCCAGCACCGCCGUCCUCUAACCUCGAAGACUGCAAUGUAUUCUCGCUAGAGGCACACGUCGACGAGGUGACAGCGCUUCAUUUCAAGGGUGACACCCUGAUCUCAGGAUCUGCAGACAAGACGCUUAGACAAUGGGAUCUAGUCAAAGGCCGCUGUGUCCAAACUCUGGACGUUUUGUGGGCCUCCGCCCAGGCAUCCUCGUCCAUGAUGGGAGACUCCGAUUGGCGACCAUCGGGUCGCAUGCCCGAUGCUUCGGCCGACUUUAUUGGCGCAGUGCAGUGCUUUGACGCUGCGCUGGCAUGCGGUACAGCAGAUGGCAUGGUCCGUCUCUGGGAUUUGCGUAGUGGUCAUGUCCACCGGAGUCUUGUAGGACACACGGGGCCGGUCACAUGUCUCCAAUUCGACGAUGUGCAUCUGGUCACGGGUAGUCUCGAUCGCAGUAUUCGGAUUUGGGAUCUACGUAUGGGUUCUAUUUACGACGCUUAUGCCUACGACAAGCCGAUCACUGACAUGAUGUUCGACUCCAAACGAAUCGUGGCCGCUGCCGGGGAGAGUGUGGUCAAGGUCUACGACAAGGCUGAUGGCAACCACUGGGACUGCGGUCCAGGCGUUGGGCUUGACGACGACGGGCCAUUCCCUGCGACCGUCGAGCGGGUUCGUCUUAAGGAUGGCUACCUUGUUGAAGGACGUAAAGACGGCACUAUGGCUGCCUGGACGUGUUAG